Messenger RNA from Pseudo-nitzschia multistriata, 5877 nucleotides. The record is from the annotation of a GenBank genome assembly. Lineage: Eukaryota; Bacillariophyta; Bacillariophyceae; Bacillariales; Bacillariaceae.
UAACGAGGACGAGUACCCAGUACUGUACCCUACUCGAUCCACCGCACCGAUUAUCCGAGAGCGAGGAGGAGGCCUUCACCCCACGACGAGAAACAAUACCAGGGAGCACCGUAGAUUGUUGCAGUCGUACCCGAUUAUUUGUCCUAUUGUUCCAUCGCAUCGCAUUCCACCCGAUCCCUUCCCAUUCCAUCGCCGCACCGCGUUGAUGCCUCGCCAAACGAUCGGGGCUGGGAAGGGUUGUUCCAAGCAUUGCCGGCGGAAGCGGAAUGAAUCCUCGGCAGAAGUUCGGCGGGGACAACAGCCUUCACUCUAGCGCAACGAGGAACGCCAGCAACCUCCAGCGCCAGAGGCAGACGCCGACGCCGACGCAGCAACAGGGACAGGCACAGGGACAGGCACAGCGGAUCGAUAGCAUGCAGACGAUGCCGCCCCGCUACAUGGACUCGACGCCCCCCCGGCAGGCCUCGGCACUGGGGAUGGACACGGCGAUUGUUGAUUCGUACAACGACGGGAACGGGUUUACACCCUUUCCGGGCAGCACCCGGGGAGGUGCCCUCUUUCAGAGCACCAACGGGGCCAGCAGCAACGCCAACGCCAACGCCAACGGCUACGGCAGCAGYGGUGGUGGCAAACACAACAAAACCCCACCCAGGUACAGCGCCAAUGGGGGCGAUGCCGCGGGCCGCUCUUGCCUGGUGAUCCCCAGUUUUGGAAGCGGCAGGAAGAAAAAGAAGCCCGCCAAGAAACUCUCUCCGAACAAAACGUCCCCGAAACGACGUGGCGGUGGAGGCGGCGGGGGACUCUUUGGCCGCGGUCCCCCGUCUUCGGCGGCGUCCACGUCGGCCGAGUCCUCGAUGGGGGAUCCCUUUGUAGACGGCUACCACCACAACGACAAGCGGAGCCUGCUGGAAUCCUUUGCCAAGAAAGCGGACGGGAACCACGCCAAGGACUGGUACCUCGAAACCAUGGUCGAAGAAGACGAGGACGAGGACACCGCAACCAACGACAACAGCAACGCCGCCAAUUCCAAUAGCAAUAGCAAUAGCAAUAGCCACAGCCACAGCAACCGUCGGACACAGCAAUUCCAACCGCGGGAACAACAUUCAGCGACGAACAAGCCCUAUUCGCAGUUUGUACAACCCAAGCGGCAGCAGCACAGAGACGAAAACUCGGCUUCCUCCGGGGACGCCGUUCCGACUUUUCUUCAGAUGCCAAAGGCCGAGGACCGGAGCCACCAGGCACGGGCGCGCCAGGACAAGAUGCACGCCUACGAAGGGGAGAUGGAACCCGAGGGCGUCAGGGGACAAGAGGCGAAAGCUGUGGCGGACAGYGAGUCCGGAAGCAGCCGAAAGUCCCAGCCGUUUCAGCGAUUGCAGCCAAUGUCUACGCCUCCCGCCAAACAGCCCGUGAUGGCCGUGCGAAAGUUUACAAAUUCGGGCACCAGUACCUCCGAAUCGUCCUCUCAGUUGCUGCCCAUUCGCCAGGUCGUUUCGAAUAGCAGAAAACAGCCACGGGAUUCAUUGCUUGUCCCGCAAAAAGACGAGGAAAACCAGGAGUACGAGGACGAUCACCUUUUUCUUCUGGAGAACGAGUCCCCCCUAAAACCCCCACCGGGGUACACUGGAAACCGGACGACGUUCGCAUCGACACCGUCGGCAACGCCRGKCGAUCUCACCAAAAGUUUUCAGUCGCCGGACCCAUACCGCAACAACGGAGACGACGAAUACUCCGAGGAUAUCAACUCCCAAAACCGGGACGACGUCGAUAAGCGAUAUCGGCAGGAAGAUGACAGCCGUUCGUUAUCGACGCGUUCGAUGAUCUUGGAAAAGGAGAAACAAAAGGAACGAGAAGUUCGUGCCCUGUUCGCCGCCGAGCAAAAGGAAACAAAUCAAAACGGCUAUUCGGGCCGCAACAAUGGCCGGGGAGAGGUUAAAAAGUUUCACAACGUCAGCCCGCUAUCGACUCCGUCUCGAUCCCAGCGUCGGUCCGCCCCCGUUAGCGUCGACGAUGCAUCCUUUGAAAACCCAUUGGAGCACAUCCAGGGUAUCAACGCCAUGGCCAUGGAACACGUCACCAAGGGAGAAUUCGACAUGGCUCUCCAGGCCUUUACACAGGUCCUCGAUGUGUACAUUCAGCAACACGGUGAGGCGCAUCCAUUAACGGCGAGUGCCCACCACAACCUUGGCACCGUUCACACCAAGCGCGCCGGGUUGCUCCCGGAGCACACGCUCCACCAGCGCCAUUGCCGGGAGCAGGCCCUCAMGUGCUUUCAGGCCGCAGCCCGAUCGGCCCGGGAUUGCCCCUCGCUUGGUCCAAAUCACCCCAAUGUCGCGGUCAGUCUUGUUCGAAUCGGAUUCCUCUUGCUGCAAUCGAGGCAGUACCGCAACGCCGUCAUUACCUUUGAAGAGGCCCUCCGAAUCCGUACCGAAAACUACGGUCCGACCCACGCACUGGUGGCAAACCUGUACAACAAUUUAGGCGUCUGCCAUAUGCACCUGCAGAACUUUCGGGACGGGCGAACCUUUUUGCAGCAGGCGCUGGACAUUCAAAAGGAGCUACUCGGCCAGGGAGAAGACGAUUCCACCGCACUCCUCGAGCUUGCCGACACGCUCUGCAACAUCGGGGGCCUCAACCUAGAGUGGAUCCGCCGACAGGGACCGGACGCGCGGCGUGCUCUGGACGCCGAAUCUGCCUUUUUGGAGGCCCUGGAAUUGCGGUCGAAGGUCCUGGGCGAAGACCACGUGCUCACAACCCAGGUUCGAUCGCUCCACGACAUGGUCCGCAGCAUCCCCAUGCCCAAAUCCRCCGAGAAGCCAAAAGAAAGCCUCGAUCGCACCCCGAGUUGGUCCUCUCCAAAUUCUACCAACCAAGGAAAGAUUGCUUCCUACCGACCCGAGUAUUCCCCUGCGGCCAUUUCGGACAUGACCACUUCGGAAUUCACAACUUCGAAGCACUCGGGCCACACCGCCCGCUCCAGGAAUGUCGAGGCAAAUGCGGACACGAGUCGCUUGGAUUUACCGGUCCUGAGAACUCCAAACAGACCACCGGACUCGAGACCACCAUUGGAUCCCAACAAGGUAUAUAAUUUUAAUGAUGGCUACGAUGCGACGGAAGAAAGCUGCGUGCUGAGAAAACCUGCCGAGGACGGUGAAACAGCGAGCCAAGUUGGGGGGUUUGUAAGCUACGCACAGAGCACUGUGUCAAUAGGCAGCGGGGUGGAAAGCGAUCGGAUCGCAAUGAUGAAGCAUGCAAAGAAUGUGCUGGAUUCUCACCAAGACUUUAUGGACUCUCCGAACGUUAAUAGUAGGGUCGAUGCCUCUGGGAUCGAGAGGACCAUUGACGAAAGGGACGGGAAUGCAAACGAAGAUGGAUUGGCGCCUCUUGCGGGAGAUUGGCCAGGAUCUAGAGACACSAGCCGAUUAUCUCCGGAUUGUCUUCAGAAUCCGUCAAGAAACUUGCAUACCAUCCACAAUUGCGCUGCAGCUUAUAUUUCGAAGGGGCGCUACAACGAAGCAGUGACGUUGUUGGAAAUGGUGGUAGAGUGUCAAAAGACGAGGAACGGAGAACUCCAUCCCGACGUAGGAUCAGCGGUUCACAACGUGGGCAUAGCCUACUUGAGGAUGGAAGAACAUUACGAUGCUUUCCAGGCCUUUGAAGAAGCGGUGCGGGUCCGAAAGGCUACGCUCGGCCGAGAACAUCCCGAAGUAGCUGUCUCUCUGGUAAAGUUUGGCAUUGCGUUGAUGCUGCUACAGCGCCACGAGGAUGCUCUCUGGAUUUUCCGGGACGCCCUGUCCAUUCGGAAACAAACCCUUGGUGAUCUCCAUCCAUCGAAUGCUCGGAUCUACAACAACAUUGGAUGCGUUCACGUUGAGCUUGGGAACCUCAGAGACGCAAGGAAAGAAUUUGAAUCAGCGCUGGACAUACAGCGAAACACACUGAUCCAGAAUCCAGAGAACGGACCGAUGAUUUUUGGAGCAUCAACRACACUGCAAAAUCUAGGGUAUCUGUACGGAAAGUCGGAGAUGUAUGAGAAGGCGGCGAUGGUAUUGCGGGAAUCACUAAGCGUAAGUAGGAAGRACACCUUUGGAACCGAAGGAGAGGAACUCUUGGUUUGUCCGUKUGUCACCGAACAAUUUACUCAUCGSCUUGCUUUCUAUUUUAAAAAAMAAUCUACAGCUCCAGGAAAAAAUCAUGUACCCGGAACACCCGACUGUGCUCGCAACACUCGAAAGUCUAGCCGARACCUGUUUGGAUGCCCAAAGAUUCACACAUGCACUGAAAUAUUUCCGUGAACUGUUCGAUAGGACCCAAUCGAUGGAUUCGAUGGACUGCGUGAAGCAGGCACAGACACUUUACACAAUUUCUACAAUCUACGGCCAGCUCGACGAUACAAAAGAACAGAAGAAAAAACUCGAAAUGGCGUUGCGAUUUAGUCGGUCCGAAGACGUGCGACUCCAAGAUGGCAAUUUACAGGAGCGCCUCACCAUUGAAAAGAAAAUACAGGGGGAUUUAGAAAUGGUGAAAGGGAAGCUACGCUCAAAAAACAACUGGGUGUAAUCAAUACUAUUAUAUGUACUAGGGAAGGAACACAGUAUUUUUGGACUCUGCAAAUUAUUUUGUAUCAGCACUUUGUACCAUCGUAUUCUUAUCCACCAGUAGCAGUAGCGACGCUGAUGCUCAUCGUACUGCAGUAAUUUUGAAAAUUGAGUUAUUUUUGUUCGAGUGAUGAUCGGUGCCUUGGCGUUCUGUAUUCCUGUUACUGUAAGGGAUAGAUAGAUGACACCGUCGAUUGUCUUCGAAAAUUGGUCGUACCGGUACAUUUGAUGCAAAAUCCCAAAAUCCUCAAUUCGCACGGCAAAGCUCGAGGCGUACGUACAAGUACCCCUUACUCGUACAUACAACACAUCUCGAUUUUACAAUCACCACUCUCCUGACUGCAUGGUACCAAAUGCAACGCAAUCAUCCAUCGUCAUCAAUGCAAUGCUGCUCCUACUAGAUGAUACUAGGACACGCAAAAGGAAUUUGUGGGGCCGUUUUUGUCGGGAGGAAUAUCCGAACAAAUUGUUGGUUGCACGAGAUAAUUGAUGCACGUCAUUUCACUACAACAGACGCGGCGGUAGGAGCACCACAAACAUCGUCGAAACGCAAGUCGCUAUCUGUAGUGUGCAUGGUAGGGGACAUUGCGGACGCAAGGGCCGAUGCUAUCACGGUGUCCUCGAAUCCAAGCUUGGCCGGAAACCUUCAACCAAACUAUUGGAGGUUUUCGGGACGAGCCAACACCAAUGGAUCGGUUCGGAAGAAAGGAGGGAGGGAUCUGGAUUCGCACUGCGAACAAAUAUUUCACACCGACUCGGCCAAAAUGAAAACGGGUCGACGGCGAAAAUGCGACUCACUGCUGAGUGUCGGCGAGGCCGUCGCAACCCCUGCGGGAAGGAACAUACCUAACGCCAAGCACGUGCUUCACGUAGUGGUUCCGGACCGCAUCACGCACUAUGACGACGGUGUCACCGGUGACGGGGAAGAUGCUGAUCUCCUCGCACUACUCCGAACGACUUACAACUCUGUUYUUGAAUGCGCCGAAACCGACGCCAAGGCAGAAUGUCUUGCUAUCCCUGCACUGGGGUGUGGAAUCAAGGGAUGGAGCCAUAGAGUCUCGGCAAGGAUUGCUAAAGAGGCCAUCGAAGAAUAUUUCCGCAACAAGGGACAGGAAGAGCAACAAAAUGAAGGAAUUGAUUUCACUACUGCUUCCUCACUGACACACAUAGCUUUUGUUCUAAAAACAGAKUCAAGUCGAGGCAUUUGGGAAGAAGAAAUGAGCGCUUUUCCAAGGAUGCUUGGUCGAACACAACAAAAUUAGAAAAAAUGACACUGCAAGCG